GAGGCGGGGAGCGGGCGGCGGCGGCCUUAGCUGCGGGGAGGCUGCGCGGCCGGGGCGAACCGGACUGGCCCUGCAGCGGCUCGCUCAGGCCGUGCGUAGUCGCUGCAGCCACCGGGAGAGGGGAAGCGACUCCCGCGGGCGUACUUGGCAGAGCAGGGAGGAACGAAGGGAGAACACCCGGCGUCUGCCGUCUCGAAUUUCUCUCGGCCCUUGUCAUUUGAUUCGUUACCCGAAAUGCAUGGUCAUGGGGGCUAUGACUCUGAUUUUAGUGAUGAUGAACACUGUGGUGAAUCUAACAAAAGGAAAAAAAGGACAGUUGAAGAUGAUUUACUGCUCAAAAAGCCAUUUCAGAAAGAAAAACAUGGAAAGGUGGCCCAUAAACAAGUUGCCGCAGAAUUGCUGGAUAGGGAAGAAGCAAAAAAUAGAAGGUUUCAUCUGAUAGCUAUGGAUGCUUAUCAAAGGCAUACAAAGUUUGUAAAUGACUAUAUUUUGUACUAUGGUGGCAAAAAAGAAGACUUCAGGCGAUUGGGGGAAAAUGACAAGACAGACAUGGAUGUUAUACGAGAAAAUCAUAGAUUCCUAUGGAAUGAGGAGGAUGAAAUGGACAUGAAUUGGGAGAAGAAACUUGCAAAGAAAUACUAUGAUAAAUUAUUCAAGGAAUACUGCAUAGCAGAUCUCAGUAGAUACAAAGAAAAUAAGUUUGGAUUUAGGUGGCGAGUAGAAAAAGAAGUAAUUUCAGGAAAAGGCCAAUUUUUCUGUGGAAAUAAAUGUUGUGAAGAAAAAGAAGAUUUGAAGAGUUGGGAAGUUAAUUUUGGUUACAUUGAACAUGGUGAAAAGAGAAAUGCACUUGUUAAAUUAAGAUUAUGCCAAGAAUGUUCCUUUAAAUUAAAUUUUCAUCACAGUGUUUCCUUUCUUAACCAGUUAAAAUCAGUUGCUUGCCAGCCAUGGUACCAACAGCCUUGUAAACAUGGCCUAGAAGAGAUAAAGCUACAGCAGUAAAAGGACAAAUGGUCUAAAGUAGACAUUUGAGUUGAAGUAAGCCCCUCCAUCCUCAUUCCUUUAUGCCUUUACUGUAUUCCUUUUCUCUUAGCAGAAGAAUUUUCUAUCUACAGAUGAUUUGGAACUGUUAGAGUGUUUCUUCUUGUUUUGUGUGCUUUUUCAAAGUAUAGGUGGAUAGGAAUUAUGUGGAGGGAAAUGACAUUUGUUUUUGUAAUUUAAAAAAUGGCUAAAUGAUAGAAAACAAGUAGGAAAUGAGGAAACUAUGAUUUAUAUUUACUAAGGUUUGUAUACAGAACUUACAAAAAAUAAUUUGUCUUAGAGUUUUAGGCUUCCUUCAAAAUUGUCUCAAUUAAUAUACUAGCCUGAAAUAUUUACAGACUCAUUUAAGGGUUCCUUAUGUAAAUUCCAUUGUAAAAAUAUGUACUUUAACUGAUUUGA
Molecule: messenger RNA, 1437 nt
Organism: Neofelis nebulosa (Clouded leopard)
Lineage: Eukaryota; Metazoa; Chordata; Mammalia; Carnivora; Felidae
Product: protein FRA10AC1
Exons: 12
Coding region: 235-999 (254 amino acids)
Biological process (GO): dephosphorylation
Molecular function (GO): phosphatase activity
Source: RefSeq, a predicted model, not a curated record